Messenger RNA from Callorhinchus milii (elephant shark), 4530 nucleotides. RefSeq lists its product as uncharacterized. The coding region runs from base 333 to 4376 and encodes 1347 amino acids. The transcript has 18 exons. Gene Ontology annotation, cellular component: SCF ubiquitin ligase complex. Gene Ontology annotation, molecular function: protein binding. Gene Ontology annotation, biological process: SCF-dependent proteasomal ubiquitin-dependent protein catabolic process. The record is from RefSeq and is a predicted model, not a curated record. NCBI's taxonomy places the organism in Eukaryota, Metazoa, Chordata, Chondrichthyes, Chimaeriformes, Callorhinchidae.
GAGUUACAGGAGGCGGCGGCUUGUUACUGUCUCCGAGGGCGGAGCUGUGUCCAUGGCAGCGCUUAGAUACAGAGCUACAGGCACAGGCUGGGGAGAGGCACAGAGGCCGAGGAGCAAGCAAGGCACUCACCCUGGGGAGAGCCGCUCACCCUGGGAGACCAGGCAGAUGCUGACGGUGGACAUUGAGGAUCCAUGACACUAUCUCAAAAGAGCUGCCCUCACCAACCAACCUCCAGAUAAAUUGGCUUGUGUGAAACACAGGUGCUAUGGCAUGAAAGGUGCUAAUUGCUGAAUUUGCGAACUAAGGAAGAGGGCAAAAUCUGUUGUGCAAGAUGCCGUUAAAUCCUAAACAGGUGGUGGAGCCUUUAACUGCAAGGACCUUGAAGCGCAUAAAUGCUGAGACCGUUUUAGAAACUGACACUCCACGCACUAGUGAGCUGAAGACUCUUCGAAUAAAGCGGUUGGCCUACUUUGUUCCUGAAAAAGAGCAUUGCCAACGUAGCUGUAUCUCUGCAUCCCUUCCUCCCAGGCUCCAGAUCGGUAGCAAUCCAGGAAUUCCCGAUAAUAGAGUGGGAGAUCCUCUAAAAGAUAAAUUGGCAAAAUAUGAGAAAGAAGGCCUCUCUGUUCAGGAAAUACUUAAUUCUAAUGAAUCAGUUGAACAAAUUGUAGUUGGUGAUACAGAGAAGUCCCAUUCUACCAGUUCAGAGCCAUCAUCAGCAACGGCAAAGAGUCACCUUAGAAAUGCUUGCUUUCCUGAGCCAGAUUAUAACCUACUUGAGGAUCCCAUGGUUUCAGAGAACCAAAAGCUUACACACAUUCUCAACUGGGCUCAGAAUAUUCUUAGGAAGUCCGAUGAAUGUAGGGAUGAAGCAAAGAGCAGCAAAAUGUCUCAAAGAGCUUGUCGGUCUCAGUCUAAUGAGGAAGUGCCAGCACUGAGACGUGAGUGCUGUGAUGGAGAGCAAUCAAGAGCUUCACUUUAUCGGUCUUGGGAUAUUGAUGGAAGGACCACCGCUGAUCUUUUCAGCAGCCGAGUGGAUGCUUCUCAUUAUUCUGCUGAUAUUUCCAGUUUGUCUAAUAACUACUGUUCAUCCGAGAUUUCGAGAUCAAGCCAUACAUUUCUUCAAACUGACUGCUUAACUGCAGGUUCGAUCGACGAGGUGGAACAACAUGCACUGACACAUAGUGGAGGUUUAAAUAGGCGCCAGUGGUUUUCUGGGGCAGGUGAGACUGAAAAGUUGGAAAGAACAAUUCCUAAGCAAGAUAAUAUAUAUGGAGGUAGUAUUCCAAAUAAGGACUGUAAAACUGAAGGCACAGCGGAGAUUCACGUCCAUGCAACUCUGUCCGAGUACCCAGCAGAUGACGACUGUCAUUCUGUCACUGGUGGUGCAGGCACAGAGAAUAAUAAUGAAUAUUUUUGGGUACCACUCGAAGAUAAUUCAGAUGAAGAAGACACCAAAGGAGGUAUGGAAAGAAAGCAAAUGAUUGUGCAGCCUUUUGUGAACAGUAAUCAGUUGUGUAAUGAGAAUUAUGAAGAGUCUGUCUUAUCGACAGGACCAGCAAAACCUAGAAAAUCUUCCGUCAAGUAUUGUUACACUUCGUCUGAUCUAUCAGCAAGCCCACUUCAACUAAAUAAUGUUGCACAACACAGCACAUCAGCUGUUGAUGAAACACGAGUGUUAAACAGCAAAGGCACUGAGAAGACAUUGUCUUCAGAAAAUGAUCCAUUGCAAAAAGAAGUAAACCAUAAUAUUGACAAAAAUGAAGUUCAGCAAAGCCUAAUUGAGCAUAAGGUACAUAAUAGACCACUAAAUGUGCUGACUUCAACCUUUCCAUCAUGCUUGUCACCGUCUUCUAAUUCCAGCUAUUCAAAAGAUCCCAGUCUACCUUUCCAAAAAGAGAAGUUUAUUAACAGAGAGGAACAACCCAAUGCAGAUUGCUCUUCCUUUGUUGGAAGUGACCUGGUUAAGUUCUGCCCAGAGUGCUUAAGUGGUAAUGACCCAAAUAUUAACUGGUGCAUGGAGUGCGGAUGUGUUCUUAUUGGGAUACUAACUCGGCAAUGUCCCGUUUCUACCAAUGUUGCUGAAAUAUCAUCCUUGAUUACGAGACAGAGCCCCGAGAAAGAGAAACUAGAUGUGCUAGUAAAAGGCAGCCUAAGACCCUGUUCAGAAUUUGUGAGACCGGACAAUAUUUACGACUUGAAAUGUUCCAAGACUUUCACUUGCACUUCCUCGGGUGAACGGGAGCUCCGUGUGUAUGAGAAUUAUCUUCUCUACAGUCAACCUCUAAAGAAAUUCUCAAACCAACACCAGGCACAAAAAGAACAACAACCUAUAGAUCAGCAUCUGGUGAAUGAACAAGGGAGUCGGACAGAUGCAUUGAAUGGAAACAGUAAGAGACACAAAGCCAAAGAGAACUAUGCCACCUCAUCGUCUGAGACCUCCACUCUCAGCUCUGACCUUAUUGACCUGCGAUCUGAAGACAAAUUAGGCAGGGGAGCUGCACCUUUGACAGGGAAUACAGAUGAAUGCUGUGUUGUACAAAGUUUUUCAGUGCUAGAGAAUCAUCCACAGGGAAAAGAUUAUUUUGAGAAACCAAUCUAUAAAGAAACAUCAAAGGAUCCAACCCACAAAGCUUUUUUGAAGCAAGCCUUUGGAACUUUGAAGGAUGAAACUGUGACUUGUACAGGCCAUGAGAAGAAAAAAGGAAAUUUGAAAGAUACAGAUGUAACGCCAGUGAGGAGAAAAAGCAUCCAAGCCAGCCUGAAAAGGCACAAAAGAUACUGGGAGAAGUCCAGUAUUGCAUGGUCAUCCUACACACACGGAGAAGUAAAACCACGGUCAAAAAAUAUCUAUAGCACACAGUCAACUGGCAACGGUCGGAUGUCCUCUAAGAAAUCACUGCAGUGUGAAGAUCCUCCAGCUGGUGUUUGUGUUGUACCGGUGCCAAACAGCAGGCGGAUAAAGGGACAGCUGGCCAAUAGACCAUUGAGUGCUGGUACACUUGAGAGUGAACGAGUUGCACAGGAGACAUUGAUAUCAAAAGUACUGCCUAAUUUUCAAAAUGCUUCCCUAAGAAGGGUAAAUGCUUGGACAACUUCUGAUCAUUUGUGCAGUGAUGUUUUCCAGCCCUGUGAUAAAUUGACUGACAUGAAUCCUGGAGGAGGUGAUGACCGCUCCCUGUGGCUUUACUUGCCUGAUGAGCUCUGGAUUAGUGUUUUGACUCUGCUAUCACAUCGUGAUCUCUGUCAGCUCUCCCAGGUCUCUCACCGCUUCCACCGGUUGGCCAACGAUGAAACGCUCUGGAAGCUAAUUAAUAUCGACAACAGCAACUGCCUGAACGAUGACUGUAUCGUGAACAUUGGGCGUCAUCAACCACAAAGCCUCCGACUUUAUCGAUGCAAUGAUGGAGCAAAGCCCAUUACAGAGACAGGUUUACGGGAGCUGUUCAGACAAUGCAAGGAUUCACUGAAGGAGUUGAAUGUUACAAGCUGCAGCGGGCUGAAUUUGCGAGGAGACCAAGUGCUGCUCCAGGCGAGUGCAGUUUGCUGCUGGCUGGUCUCUGUGGACGUCAGCUGGUCGGGGGCCACUGACAGCGGCAUUGUAGCACUGGUUGAAGCCUGUUCACGGCUUCAAAGACUCUGUGUUAACGGCUGCCACCUCACAGAUGAAGCCAUUAACGUUUUGAGUAAAAAGCAUGGAAAGAGUCUGAGAGACCUGGAAGUAUUUGGAUGCCAUACUCUGAGUGCACACUGUCUGAGCUACAUGGCCCAGAGGUGCCGUGACCUCCAGAUCCUGAACAUUGGAAGGCUGCCAAAGAUCACAGCUAUCUGUCUGGUACAGAUCGUGACUUGCUUGACAAGCCUGAUGACACUGAACCUAUCAGGACUAAAUGCGGUUCGGGACCACGUGGUGCAUCAUGUUGUCAGACAGUGCCCAAAGAUGGAACGCCUCACUCUCAGCUCCUGCCUACAGGUGACAGAUGUCAGCCUGGUUGAAAUAAGCACAUACUUACCUACCAUAAGACACCUUGAUGUCAGUGGCUGUAAGAAAAUAACAGAUACAGGAGUUCAGGCCAUAGCCAUGGGCUGCCAACAACUGCAAUACCUCGACCUCAGCUCCACAGCAGCUAGCAAAAGGGGGAUUUGUUUGCUCUCCACCUAUUGCAACAGACACCUCACAUGUGUGAAACUCAGUUUCUGCAAAUAUCUGACUGAAGACGUCAUCAAAAAGCUGUGUAAAAACUGCAAACAUCUGACGAUGCUUCAUCUGUACGGGUGUCGUUCCAUCCAUAACCUGAAGGCCAUUCAAGAUGUCAACAAACUUGUGAAGCUAUUUCAUGACCUUUCAGUCAGCACUCUCAAAACACAAGGUUGCUGAAAAGUUGGGUUCUGUGCAGGCGUAUUAGUAAAAUACCCACAACACUUUGAUCUUCUGAACCUAGGACAUGCAUUAAGUGUUUACAUCACAAAUGGUUUGUUUCAAAAGUAAACAUCCUAUUUUACAAGUAUUUUCAGUCUCAAAUACUAUGACC